This is a messenger RNA of Synchiropus splendidus (mandarinfish), 2112 nucleotides long. RefSeq names its product X-ray repair complementing defective repair in Chinese hamster cells 4 (gene xrcc4). Gene Ontology annotation, biological process: immunoglobulin V(D)J recombination; positive regulation of ligase activity; double-strand break repair via nonhomologous end joining. Gene Ontology annotation, molecular function: DNA binding. The coding region runs from base 107 to 1033 and encodes 308 amino acids. Gene Ontology annotation, cellular component: nucleus; DNA-dependent protein kinase-DNA ligase 4 complex; DNA ligase IV complex. The transcript has 8 exons. The record is from RefSeq and is a predicted model, not a curated record. Lineage: Eukaryota; Metazoa; Chordata; Actinopteri; Syngnathiformes; Callionymidae.
GUCAUCACAGUCCGCGGCUCGGUGAUGACGUAGAAACUCCGCGCUUCACUUCGAAAGUGAAUUAAACUAAAGAAAACCAAUUUCCACAACCUGGGCGGCUUCAGAGAUGGCGACGUGGGUGCAUGAGGUCAGCGUCUCCACUGGCUCCUCCUAUUUCCUGCGGGUAGACAGCGGCAGGCCAGACCUAUCUUUGGGUUUCCAGCUGCUGCUGACGGAUGGACGCAGCGCCUGGAGAGGACAAGUGAGUGCAGAGUCACUGCGUCAAGAGGCCAGCGAGAUGGAGAUGCAGGAGGAGAGUUACCUGCAGGACCUGCAGGGGGCGCUGACACAAGCACAAAGCUGCUACCGCUUCUCGCUGACUCCAUCUCCUCCUGAGGACGGCGAAACCUUGACAUUGACCUACGAGAAGGUCCAGGAGGACAUUUCGUUCCAGCUGGGCUCAGUCCCCCUGCAGUCCGUGUCCAACCCGACUGAGGAGGUGAGGCAGCUGCUGUUGCACUCUCUGGAGAGAAGGAGCUCGUUGCAGGACCAGAACCAGAGACUAGAGCAGGAGAACCAGAUCCUGAGACGAGAGCACCUGCGCGCCUCCGCAGAGUUGACGGUGUGCGUGGGCGGUAAGGAGGCGUGGGAGGCUGCGCUGUUCCAGCAGUUCGUGGAGGUCCUCAAUACCCAGAAGGCUCUGACCCGUGUCCUGCAGGACUCAGUGGAGAACCUGAAGCAAGACAGCUCUGAAGAUCCAAGUGCUCCAGCCGGUGACGACCACCUGCGGGAGGUGAACUGUGAAGAUGAGGCACAGGACCUGCAGGCGGCCUCCACAUCGUCAGCGGCUACUGACGACAUUCUUGACGAGCUGCUCAGUGACCUCACUGACGUGGCGCCCAGUCGGAAACGCCGCCGUCACCUGAGGACCCCUGCUGCUCCGCCGCCCAAGAGGACCGACAACCCCACCAAGACUAGCACCCCGUCGACGCCCCCUCUCAACCCUUCAGAGGCAGCAGGUUGGGAGAUCGACGAUCUCUUUGAGGACAUUUAGUCCCAGCUUGAGGAAUCCAGUGAAGUUCAGGUGGGUCUGGACCUGACUCACCGUUGACAUGUGAAAUCUGGACCCCAGUGGUGGAAGAACCAUCAUGAGAAACGUUUGAUGGAACGUUGAAAUGCUGAGAAGUUUGUGGUUGUUCUCUUGAGGGAAGGAUCCUCCUAGGACCUGGUUAAGGAGCCUCACAGAUUUGAGGAGCGCCGGUCGAUCAGAAGAUCUCUAGUUAUUGUUGCUACAUUCCAAAACCUGGUCCUGCUUCUCCUGUGGCAAAUAAGAGCUUCUGCCAAACAUGGUUCUCAGGCUUCUCUGCAACAGGAGAACGUUCCACUUGGAACCUCGUUUGUGUGUCGAUGUUCAGGUUUGUACGAAGUUUAAACGUUUUGCUUAAUAAAACCUGUAAAGACCAGCAUGAUUCGUUCACUCAUGUUAACCUACAGGAACUCCAGUUUCCGCCCACCUUCAGAAGAGUUAGGGACUUGCUGAAAGUGACUACAAGUCACUAUAAGUAACUCUCAAUGUGAGACUUGUGUAAUGCAAUGACUCAUUUAGGAAACAGUGCUCAUAAAUGACAACAGUGGGUUGCUCAGCAACACAGCUACAAUCUGACAACUAGAUAAGAGUCAAGCACAUAUAACAGUCAGACACAGACCAUGCCUCUGGCUCAGCUCUGGUACGGUCGGUGGUGCUGAUCCACAUCCCGGCCAGGCUGCUGUGGAAAACAGGGCAUGCAAGAAAUGUUAUCCAGGACCAGGCCUGACUUGGACCUGCACCAAGACCAAGUCUGUCUUGGUACUGAGCCAGGCCUGACUUGGACAUGAAUCAAGACCAGGCCUGACCUGGACCUAAACCAGGACCAGGCAUGACCUGGACCGGGACCAAGACCAGGUCUGUCUUGGUACUGAGCCAGGCCUGACUUGGACUAGGCUUGACUUGGACCUGAAUCAAGACCAGGCCUGACUUGGACCUGCAACUGAACCUGACCUGACUUGGGUCAGGUUCUGGUGGGUUGUAGAUGAGAAGAGAAACAGUUAACUCAACUUCCCCGUCUGAUGGGAGGAGGUGCGGUGUCGGGGUCU